UCUGCGCGCUCCAAGGCUUUGUGUACAACUCAUGCGUGUGUCUAUCGAUUGGGUUUUGUGAAGCUUUAUCCACAGCCGCUGUGCGUCCCUCUCUCCGGGUGUCAGUGCGCGCGGUGGGUGGGGUAUUGGGCCCCUGCGGGUCUUGGUGGAUCUGGCUUGGAUCUUACUCCCAGGAGCACUUAAGUGUGUGUGUGUGUGUGUGUACGCGCGCGUGCGUGUGACCAGUCCUGCCCCCUCCCAGGUAUGGGUACUCGUGUGGCCCGAAGAUCUGAGGGUCACAUUACAUGGCUUCUGGGUGUCUGUGGGUACUGCUGUGGGAACAGCUGCUGGGGGAGUGAGUGUGGAACUGGAGUGUUCCUUUCAGGACCUGUCUGACUGCAGAUGAAAUUAGAGAGUAAGUGGUGGGGUCGUGGGGUGUGAAUGGUGGGCAGGAGCAGCUGUGUCAGUUGGUGUGUUUCUGCUUAUGUUAGGGUAAUUGGGCACGGCCUUUGUGUAACUGGUGAGUAUCUCUGAACCUGUGCAUGAAACAGAGAGAUGUCCUAACUCUGGGUGAGAGGAAUCCUCGUUUUUCUCUGCCCUCUCACUGUGGCAUCCUAAGAAAAAAGUUUUGGGUUCGUGCAGCAUGAAGGAGAGCUCUGCUCCCAGAAUUUGGGAGCUCCAGAUUUCUUCCAGGGUGUGGAGGCAUCAAUAUGUCAUGUCUGGGGAAGGGGUUCCUGGGCCACUCCAGGAGCUGAGUUGGGUGGAAGGUGCUGAGGGUGUGGGUGGGGGCCACUUCUGAGCACCCAUGUGGCACCCACUGCUGGUCCCUGUUUGUGGCUGGGCACUCAGGAAAAUGUUUUUGGUGCUAAGAGUAAAAAGCCAACCAACAAACACAUCUCUUUUUUCUGUCUAUUCCCUGGAAAGUAAAAGCAGUCUGGGCGCAGGCUGGGGACCCAGAUGGAAUUCAAACUUAUCCCUGCUCUCAAGGUGCUCACGGUUGCUGUUAAACAGCUGGAUAAAAUGAAGAGUCUAUGAGUGAGGGAUGCAGAGCCAGGGAAGGCUGGUGGAGUGAUGCCACCAGCAUAGGGGUAUGAGUUUGCAGGUUUGUACGUGAUAAUUCUUAGGGAAUCUGCAUUCAACUCCUGUCCCCCACCCUCCCAUACAUGCCAUGGGAUCUUGGCCAUGUUUUAUGAAAUGGAGACAGUAAUUCCGGAUCGUGGGGCUGAUGAGGGUGAUAUGAGAUACUCCUGCAUGAAGUGUCGGGUACACGGCUCAACAGCUAGUAGGUGCUUGGUAAAUAUUUACUAAAUUGAGACUCUGGAAAGAGAGACGUAGUGAUAGAAAUGGGUUGUAAAGGGAAAAGAGCUUUAUACUCUCAUGAAAGGCCCUAUAUGUGCUAAGAGAAGGUGUCUGAUGCUAGUCCAUAUUGACAAGAAGGUCAGAAAGAUUGAAAAACAUGUCUUCCUGCACUGAGGCUCUUUGAGUUUCAUUCAUUCGUUCAUUCCAUUCAUCCUCACUUCAUUUGCUCAUAUUUACACACACACACACACACACACACACAGAGAGAGAGAACGAACCACAGUGCACUGGAGAAUAAACUCCGGCAUGAGAAUGCAGAGAAUCGUGUGUGUGUGCAUGUAUGUGUGCGUAGACACACUGGAGCAUGUGAGCCACUCUGCACCUGGUGAUCUCUGUAGCCCAUGGACUUGUGUGCCUAAGGCUCUGAGUGUAUGUGCCCUCAGGCCAUCAGUGUAUACAAGGAAUGAUGCAGUUCUGCUGUAGAUUAGGAAUGACACAUGCCAGGCAGGGAAGGGGGCUGAGGUGGGACCUGUCGGGGAGAGGCUCGAUCUGCCUAAGAGCACCGAUUGCCAACUCCAGGCCAGGAAGAAAACAAAGCAAAACUUCUAUCAGCCAAAUAUGGUCCCCGGGCUGUAAGUCAGUAUCCUCGAACGGGAAUGCACAUGUGCUGUCUGUGUCUGGGUAGGUGUGUGUUCAGGUUCUUGGGUGGGGUAACUCCUCUUGCAGCACAGAGAGUGUCCCUCUCCUCGCCUCUCCCUCCUGGUUCCCCUCCUGUGGUCCUAGUCCAGGUCCCCACCCUUCUGUUUACAUAGAGGCAUUUGGCUUUGACCUAGUCACGGCUCUCCCAUCUGCCCCUUCCUCUUGGCCCUUUUAGCCACGCUGUCCCCAACCUGCUGGCUUCCUUGCUGGACCCCCAUCCUCCACUUUGCCCCCUCCCAUCCCAUCAGUCCUCCUUUCUUCUGAAGCCGAGGCAGAUGUCAGCACUUCCUGCUCCAGCUCCUCAGCUCUGCAUGGCUCUCGGGCUCCUUGGCCUGGCUUUCAGAGUCCUCUGUGAGCCGGCCCCAGCUGGCCUCUGAGGCUGUCUGUUCCCCUUUCCAGAAUGCCCUCAUCACCUUCCAUUGCUGGGAAAUAUCCAAUUCAUCUUCUGAGAUCUGGCUCAAAUGCCACCAACUCCCAGAAACUUCCCUUCCUCUGUUCCCACAACAACUUCUGCAUUUCUACCCCCUCCUCCACCCUUCUGUCAUCCUUCCCUCAUACAGCAAGGUCCAUGGAUUGCACUGGCCAGGGUCUUGCAUGCACUAUUUUAUUAAAUCCUCUCAACAAACUUAUGAGGGAGGCAUUUUAUUCAUUACCAUUUUACAGAUAAGAAGAAGACCAAAUCUGGAGAGGUCACAUCACUUGCCCGAGCUCAAGUGGUGAAGGUGGGAUUUGAGCCUGACAUUCACGCUAUCUACAUUCCCUCCAUUAUAAUAGGAACCCAUCGCUAACACUGAGCACUCAGUGUUCUGAGUACUUUGUAUAGGUUAUCUCAAUCCUACUCCAGCUUUGCGAACUAGAGGGUAGUAGUAGUAGUAUUUUAUAGGUAGGGAAACUGAAGCCAGACAGGAUUAGUGAAUUGCCCACAGCCAUACCCCAGCUGGUGGUGGAGUGGGAUCUGGGCCUGGAUCGCACUGUUCUGUCAUUGUCUUAUUCCCUGUCUUCCCCUCUGUCUGGCAGACACCCCCAAGUGGGAAUCGUGCCUGACUCACCUUCAUGUGCUUGGGGACUGGUAUGAUGUCCUCCACAACAGGGAGAGGUUGCUACAUUCAACUGACUUUCUGUGUUCUCUUCCAGCUGCCAAGGGGCCAAGGGAUGAGCUGGGGCUCUCCUUCCCAAUGGCAUCUCCCCCUGGUCUGGAACUGAAGACACUGAGCAAUGGUCCCCAAGCCCCAAGGAGAUCAGCUCCGCUGGGCCCAGUGGCCCCAUCCAGGCAGGGUGUGGAGAAUGCCUGCUUCUCAUCAGAGGAGCACGAGACUCAUUUCCAGAACCCUGGGAACACGAGACUGGGCAGCUCACCCAGUCCUCCUGGGGGUGUCUCCUCACUGCCCCGAUCCCAGCGGGAUGAUCUGUCCCUUCAUUCAGAGGAGGGGCCAGCCCUGGAGCCCGUGAGCCGCCCAGUGGAUUAUGGCUUUGUUUCCGCCCUCGUUUUCCUGGUGAGUGGGAUUCUUCUGGUGGUGACAGCAUACGCCAUCCCCCGUGAGGCUCGAGUCAAUCCAGACACAGUGACAGCGCGGGAGAUGGAACGACUAGAGAUGUACUACGCCCGCCUAGGCUCCCACCUGGACAAGUGCAUCAUCGCAGGCCUUGGGCUGCUCACGGUGGGCGGCAUGCUCUUGUCGGUGCUGCUCAUGGUCUCCCUGUGCAAGGGUGAGCUGUACCGCCGGAGGACCUUCGUCCCCGGCAAGGGCUCCAGGAAGACCUACGGCUCCAUUAACCUGCGCAUGAGACAGCUCAAUGGGGAUGGGGGCCAGGCCCUGGUGGAGAAUGAAGUUGUCCAGGUCUCAGAGACUAGCCACACCCUCCAGAGGUCUUAAGAACUAGCCCACCUUAUCUGGCUGCUUUAGCUCCAGUGCUACAAAGUCCACCCCCCACUCCCGCCCGCACGACCCCUGCCAAGGCCUGGGGUUUCAAACUGAGCUCACAUAGGGCCUUGUGGAAGAAGUCCUGGGUGCUGGAGGGAGAGCUCGGGGCCCAGCCCAUGCCCCACAUGGGCAAGCAGCCCACUGAUCUGUUUUGUAGCUGAGGUUUUGCAUACGGUUUUGUUUGGAGGAUGGCUUCUGCUGCUAAAAAUAUAAAAGUUUGGAAACCGCU
This is a messenger RNA of Symphalangus syndactylus (siamang), 4128 nucleotides long. RefSeq names its product transmembrane protein 74B. NCBI's taxonomy places the organism in Eukaryota, Metazoa, Chordata, Mammalia, Primates, Hylobatidae. The record is from RefSeq and is a predicted model, not a curated record.